Bubalus bubalis (water buffalo) is the source of this 2327-nucleotide messenger RNA. It is a transcript of the gene ZNF839, whose product is annotated as zinc finger protein 839. Bases 122 to 2191 code for a protein of 689 amino acids. The transcript is spliced from 8 exons. NCBI's taxonomy places the organism in Eukaryota, Metazoa, Chordata, Mammalia, Artiodactyla, Bovidae. The record is from RefSeq and is a predicted model, not a curated record.
GCGGUCGCCUUCCGAGGUGUCUUGGCCUGCGGGGCACUCGUAGCUGCCUCCUUUCCCAGGUGACGCACAUUUGAGCCGCCGGCGCUCGGUGACCCGGGUUCGAGUCCCCUCGUCGGCAGUGAUGGCGGACGCGGAGCCGGAAGCUGAGGGUGGCAGUGAGGACGGCUGCAGUGGCAGCCGGGCUCCGUCUUCCCAGCGCGGGAGCGCCGCGCGCGUGGCCCCACUGGGCCCCGAGCAGCUGCAGCGCGUCCUGGAGCAGGUGACGAAGGCGCAGCCGCCUGCGGAGCCGGCGCCGCCGCCCUGCGUGCUGGACGCGGCGCGGCGGCUGCGGGACGCGGCCCAGCAGGCCGCCCUGCAGCGGGGCCCCGGCGCCGAGCCCCCGCGCCCGCCGCGCCUGCUGCCGCCGCAGCAAUUGGAAGCCAUUUGCAUCAAGGUAAGAUCUGGAGAGACGAAAGGUCAGGAAAAGCCGAUGCCCGCGCUGGCUGCCAUCCAGUCCAAGCCGGCCAGGCCGGGCCCGCCGCCCAGCGGGCACUGCAGCGCAGUGGGGCUCAGCUCUCAGCUGCUAGGGCCGCCGCCACGCGUCCUGAGUCACCACCCCCGGCCUCCGGUUCGCGUGUUCAUACAGAGGCCGCUGCCUGCCCUCCGGCCAGUCCCUGUGAAGACAGUCUUGGCCGCCGAGCCUCCGAGUGGCUGGAGCACUGCGGCCGUCCGUCUGUUGGCCUCUGACCCGCCAGCAGUCACAUCUGUCUCAUCCAGUUCAGCAAAUUCAUUUAUUUCCAGCUCGCAAACAAAACACGCUGAGAAACUAAAGAAGUCUCUAAAAGUGAAAACACGUUCUGGACGGAUAUCUCGACCUCCCAAGUAUAAAGCUAAAGAUUAUAAAUUCAUCAAGACAGAGGAUUUGGCUGACGGUCACCCAUCUGACUCCGACGACUACGCCGAGCUGAGUGUGGAAGAAGACGAAGAUCAGAGAGGAAGGCAGGCGCUCUUUGACUUGGCAACCUGCUCCCUGAGGCCCAAAACUUUCAAGUGUCAGAUGUGUGAAAAAUCAUACAUAGGAAAGGGGGGGCUGGCCCGGCACUUUAAACUUAACCCAGGCCACGGCCACCUGGAGCCUGAGAUGUUGCCAUCUGAGAAGGCCAAUGGGAGCGUGAUCGCAGGCCCCACGGAGGGCAAGACCUGCAGCCUGGCGUCCCGGGGGCCGCCCACGCCAGCUCUGCCAGUUGAGGAAGGGGCUGCGUCAGCGCGGCGUGGCCUGCAGAAUGGUCAGUCUGUGGAAGUUGAAGAAGCGCUGGUAUCUGAAGCAAAAAAUGGAAGUUUUUCAGCCCUUUUGGAAUCAGAGAGACAUCCCGGACCUAGAAGAAGCGGCUACUCCAUGGUCCCCGCAGAGCCCAGCACAGCCAUCCUGGAGUGGAGCGGCACGGCUCACCCGCCAGUGGGUGCUGGGGCCGCGAGGAGCAGGGCCAGGCUCCAGGAGCUUCUCCACCAGUGUGACCGGGACGAUCUAGUGGAGUUGGCUCUGCCUCGACUGGCUCAGGUUGUGACCGUGUAUGAGUUUCUUCUGAUGAAGGUUGAAAAAGGUCAUCUAGCAAAACCUCUCUUCCCAUCUGUAUACAAGGAGUUUGAAGAGCUGCAUAAAAUGGUUACGAAAAUGUGUCAAGAUUACCUCCGUAGUUCUGGACCCUGUUCUCAGGAGCCCCUGGAAGUAAACAACAGUAAGGUUGCUGAGUCCAUAGGAAUCACAGAGGAAUUCCUAAGGAAAAAAGAAGUACAUGCAGACUGCAUUCCCUGCAAGUGCACCAGCCCGGAGGAGGCCCCAGAGGAGCUGGAGGGAGCAGGUCCGCAGAAGAGGGCGAAUGAGAUUGCAGAGGAUGGGCUGGCCUCAGUGAAAAGGACCAGGAGAGACACUGGGCCCCAGGACCCCACGGAGUGUCCUGCUGAAGAUGGGGGCCUGCAGAGGCCGGCCUCGUGUGCCCCAGCGGCUGGUGUGGGUUUUGCCCCUGGAGUGAAUGGGGGCGCCUCUCCCCAUCCUGAGGAAAGCCCCUCGAUCCCGGCUCCCGCGCGUGAGGGCAGCGUGGCACAGGCGGGCCACCGGCCGGCAGCACUGGCUGAUUGGGCAGCUCGGGGUGGGCCUGCAGACCCCAUUGCCCUGUGCCCGGAAGCCCUGGGCCAGGGCUCCCCUGUCCCUUAGGGGAACUGGGCACGCGGGCCCAGCACCAGCUGGCAGCACUCCCCGGGGAGAGUCCAGAUACUGGGGCUGGUCUGGGGAGCCCGGUUCUCUGCAGCGCGUCAGUCUCCAGCCUGGAAACUCAGAGGCAGGAAGUUUC